ACCAAUUAGGAAGACAAAACUGAAGUCUAGCUUUCUGAAGAAGUUUCUUGUUCUCUACUGCUAUAUAAGUCUUUUUCAUCUAGCUUCUUCUUAUCUUCUGGGAAAACGAUCGAAUUCAUAAUUAAGGACCAAAGCAGACAUGGGAAGCGUCACUGAAGAAGAGCUGUUUCAAAUGGUGAGGGACUUCAUUGAAUCUUCAGAAUCAAGUUCUGACUCAUUAUCUUCUCCCAAAUCUCCUCGUCAAUCCAAGUCAAUAACUCUACAGGAGAUGUUAUGGAAUGCAACAGAUCAUGAGGAUGAGAUUCUUGACAAAAUCUCAUUUUAUCUGAGGGACAUAGGGAGUAUGAUUGAUGAACCCAAGCAUCUGAAGAACAAAUGGGUUGUGAUGAAACUGAAAAUGGAUGGUUAUCAAGCUUCUCUUUGUAAAACUUCAUGGGUUUCUUCUAUUAAACUCCCGAAAGUUCGCAAAUUUACAGAUGACUAUGAAUAUGUUGAUGUCAUGAUGAACGACAAGAACUCCCUCGAGAUGACAAGGCUAAUAGUGGACAUUGAUUUCAAGUCACAAUUUGAGGUUGCGAGACCAACACCAAGCUACAAAGAGCUCAAAGACAUAUUGCCAGACAUUUUUGUAGGAAAUGAAGAGAAGCUUGACAAAGUCAUAUCUCUGGUUUGCACAGCCGCAAAGAAGUCCCUCAAGAAAAUGGGACUUCAUGUUCCUCCAUGGAGAAAAGCCACCUACAUGCAAUCCAAGUGGCUCUCCAAAGAUUGCAAGAAAAUCUCAAUCUCACCCACCAACAUGGAACUGGGUAUUUUCUCCGAUUACACUAGUUAGGAAAUGGGGCAAUUUUAUUAAGCUCUAGAUAGGUGGACGAGAUGGUAAAAAAAAAAUGGUGAUUUAGAAACCCUUUUCAGUUUAUCCUAAAUUCCUAAUGUGUUACCAUCUUGUCCCGUUCGUUUUUUUUUCCUUUAACUUGAGGUGAAUUUUUGUGCUGGCAGACCUGAAAGUUUUGUAUUAUUCAAGCCAACUUCUUGUCUUUAAACAAGACAUUCUUA
Argentina anserina (silverweed cinquefoil) is the source of this 1053-nucleotide messenger RNA. RefSeq lists its product as uncharacterized. Bases 140 to 832 code for a protein of 230 amino acids. The record is from RefSeq and is a predicted model, not a curated record. Lineage: Eukaryota; Viridiplantae; Streptophyta; Magnoliopsida; Rosales; Rosaceae. The transcript is spliced from 3 exons.